Molecule: messenger RNA, 1653 nt
Organism: Dendroctonus ponderosae (mountain pine beetle)
Lineage: Eukaryota; Metazoa; Arthropoda; Insecta; Coleoptera; Curculionidae
Product: meiosis-specific nuclear structural protein 1
Exons: 9
Coding region: 266-1570 (434 amino acids)
Biological process (GO): cilium organization
Cellular component (GO): motile cilium
Source: RefSeq, a predicted model, not a curated record
UUUUCAUCAUCUGUCACUUGUCAAGUCAAUCCAAAAGCGCCAUCAGCAUUAGGAUCAAACAGAAUCUUUGACCAAAACAACUUUCUUGUUUACUAGUUAGCCAUUUGAAUCUUAUGAGGUACUUUGAGCUACAAAAGCCGACACGAGGUUAACUUCCUAAUGGUAAAGACACUAACUGGAUCUUUUUCGGGACAAAAAUGAAGAACGUCGCACCGAACACCUCACCAGACUCAGUGAAGAUAAAUUACAAUUAUGUAAAACUAAAAUGGAAGAGAAGACACGAUUUGGCAAUUUGGUUCGUUUUAUGAACAAGCAAAGGAAAGAGUUUGAAGAUGAACAACAAAUUCAAAUUCGGAAUGAGGAAAUGGCUCUGAAUGAAUAUCAACAUGACCAAGAGAAUAACUUAGCUCGGGAGUUAAGCAAAAUUAAGAGUGAUGAAUUGAAACAGCUUAAGCUAAGACAGCAACUUCGAGAAAAUUCUCAUGAGUUACGAGACCUGGAAAGAAAGCUGAAAGCCGCAUAUGUUAACAAGGAACUAGCAGCUCAAAUUGCAGAAAAAGAAGCUGAACGACAGAAUGAAAAGAUUCAAGAAAGAAGAACACACGAGCUUUUACAAGAAGCGCAAAUACGUGAGAAAGAAUUCAAAAAAAUGUUAACUGAGGAAGAUAUGGUCAAAAAAGCUCAAUACAAAAAAGAGCUUCAAGAUCAAAUCAUUUUAGGAGAAGAAUCUAAGCGUUAUUUAUACGAAGAGUUUUUGAGAGAAAAGAAAAUGAUCGAUGACAUUAUUCAAAGAAUUCACGACGAAGAUGAAAGAGAAAUACAUGAAAGAAUGUGCAAGAUGCAGAAGACGAGGGAGGAAAUGAUGGCGUUUAAAGCAGCUCAGGAAGCAUGGAAGCGAAAGAAAAAACAAGAUAUUGAAGAGGAAAAUAUUAGAAUUCAAGAAUUUUUGCAAAAGAAGAGUGCUGAUUCAACUGCAAGGUUUGAAGAACACAAACGCAAAGAAGAAGUCAAAGCUAAGAUUCAGGAAGAUCUGGCCAAACAGAUUUAUGCACAAACGAUCAGAAAAAAAGAGCGGGAAGAUAUCCUACAAGAGUUAAUGGUUGAAGAGCAAAAAGAAGCAUUAGAGCGAAGACAUAGGGAAGAAAUCGAAAAACAGAUCCGACAACGAAUCGAAGUGCGAGAAUCGUUGACAGAACAGUUGAAAGAGAAGGAAGAUAGAUGUCGACAAGAGGCAAUAGAAGAUGGAAAAUAUAAGCAGCAAUUGUUGGAUAAACUCGCAGAAGAUGAAAAAUUAGAACAAAUGUCAGCUCAGAAAAAGCGUAUGAAAAUGUUGCAGUUGCGAAGAGAUAUUGAACAAAUGAUGAUUGAUAGAAGGCAACAACGAGCUGAAGAAAUGCAACGCUUGAUUAGGCUCAAGGAGCAAGAAGAUCAGCAAAUGAAAAAUAGAAAUAAAAUCAUCGAGGAAGAGCGUAUACGUCUACUUAAAACACAUGUUAAAAACCUGGUUGGAUAUCUGCCAAAAGGGUUAUUAAAACCCAACGAUCUUCCACAUCUUGCAGGUGUCAUUUGACAAGAACUGACUGUGAGUUACUUAUAGCGAAUAUAUUUGGUAUUAUCUCAUUCAAAUUGAAUAAAUGUAUGCGGCUUUUUAAA